UAUAGUCAAUAAGUUUACGGACUUUAAAAAUAUUUAAUAAAAUUAUAUUUACUUUUGUGGAAAAAAGUAUUUAAAAACUUUGAUAAUAAUGGUGGACUUCACUGGUAAAUUCAAACUGACCUCAUCGGACAACUUCGACGAGUUUCUCAAGCAACUGGGCGUUAACUUUGUGGUGAGAAAUUUGGCCAAAUCUGCGACACCGACGGUCGAGAUUAGCAAAGAUGGCGACCUCUUCACCAUUAAGACUAUAUCCAUAAAGAACACGGAAAUUAAGUUUGAAUUGGGAAAGGAGUUCGAGGAGGCCCGGGCUGAUGGCAAGAAUGUCAAGACUUCCAUUGUGGCCGAUGGUAACAAACUGAUCCAGGUGCAAAAGGGGGACAAGGAGGUCAAAAUAGUGCGCGAGUUUAACGGCAAUGAACUUAAAAUGAUUUUAACCGUGGGGUCGGUCACCAGCGUACGUGUCUACACGAGACAGUAAAUGUGUCUAGC
This is a messenger RNA of Oppiella nova, 489 nucleotides long. Lineage: Eukaryota; Metazoa; Arthropoda; Arachnida; Sarcoptiformes; Oppiidae. The record is from the annotation of a GenBank genome assembly.